UCCAUAGAUUGUGCUGUUGUUAGUGUAGCAUCGUCAGCUGCAAUAACUACUAAUUGCUGAUCCCAACACCGUCAUCGCUUGUUACCAUCAGAAGUAAUACUUCCCUUCUCUCUCUAAAUGACUUCUUCUAAUAGUUACUUUGUGCUUCCAACCGCUCUGUGCCUUUCGACUUGCUUCGACUGCCUUCUCCUUCCGUGCCGACGACUUCUCGGUUUCUUCUCGAUCUCCGUGUUGGUCUGCCGCUUUUCUUUGUCCUCUCCCCCUUCACUCCUGUCGCCUUCCUUCUUCCUUUCUUAACCCUAAAUCCGGACGCGCGUACGAGCAGGAAAGGCCGACAAAGAUCCCUCCUUUUUGGGCUCCGGAAGCGAAAAACUCCAGAUAAAAAUGCAGGCUGAAACGGAGAAUUUUCCCGUCUUGGAUGAAAAGAUUGGUGUGCCAGUUAUGGAGAACAUGCUAUCAAGUAGUAGUUUCAAAGGAAGUGAUCAUGUUGGUGAUGACUCCGCAUCAUACGAAAAAUUUAUUCUAGAUAUGGAUUCCUACUGGGACGAGCUCAAUGACCGUUUGAGUUUAUCAAGAAUGGUGAAUGAUACAGUCAUUAAAGGAAUGGUAAGUGCUAUCGUCGAGGAGGCUGCCGAGAAAAUUGCUUCGAAGGAAGCAGAAAUUGCGGUUUUGAAUGAGAAGUUGAUGUCUUGUAAGUCUCAUGUUGCUGCAGGUCAAAAUUUAGAGAUAACAUCAAGUCAAUCUUUGAUGAUGGAGGCAGAAAUUGAUGAGAGAAGAUUGGAGUCAUGUAAGAGCUGUUUAAGUUCUUGUGGAGACUGCAAAUGUGUCAAUAAUGUAAGCAGGCUAAGGAUUAUGGUGGAAAAUCAGAUUCAGUGGUUGAAGAAUGAUCUUCAACAUCUAAAGAGCUUGGAUAAUGUGAGUAGAGAAGGCAUUGAUCCAUGCAACAUAUUGCAUGAAACAAAAGCUAUUAAGAAAUUGCUAGAAGUAGAUCAAAAAGUUGAUGUUCUGAAAGACAUAUUAGGUUUAGUAUUCAAAGAAAUUUGUGUGAUGACCUGCUCAAAGAAGGUUGUGUCAAGUGAGCUUCAAUGGGAGCAUGAGCUUCAAAGAGAAAUCAAUACUAUUGUGCUUCAGGAUUAUGUUCGAGGCCUUCAGGAUGAAUAUGAAACAAUGUUGUAUCACCAAACUGUCUUUAUUAAGAAUUCAAACAAGAAUUGGCAGAAAAAGGCUACUGAGCUUAAGGCGAUGCGUGAUGAACUCCAUGCUAUCAUGGAGGAAGUGAAUUAUCAUGAGAAUUUUGAAGAAUGGACUGUUACGAAAAGGAAAGACCAUUUUCCUGCGAAAGUAUUAGGAAAUCAUAACUUUCCAUCUCAACCUGAGGAAAAUGAAACAAUGAUGAUGGAAAAAUCUGGGGAUUCUGGAGAGAACAUGUUAGACUUUGCUCAUCUGAAUCACAUGAAUAAGGAGGAACUGCUAUUUUACUUUAAAACUGAAAUGACCAAGAUGAGGAGAAGACAUGACUCAGCAUUGCUAGAGAAGACGGAGGAGUUGUUUAGGCUUAAGAGGGAGUUCCUCAAGGAAAGGGGGUCAUCAGUUUUAAGGAAAGAUAAGGAGCUCGAACAUUUAAGGGAAAAGGUACCAGGAUUCAUUUUGAAGUUGGAUGAAAUCCUCGUGGAGAAGGAAACAUUACUUGAACUGUAUAAUCAUGAUGAUGAGUUGCAGAGCUUUAAGGAGAAAAACUGUUCCCUGGUUUAUGAAAAUAAGCGAGUACGAAAUUUGCUUAUGGAGAAAACAAAUGAGCUUAAGUGUCUCUCAGCACAGAUCUCAGAUGUAGCAAACCAGAAGGCGUUGCAUUCAUCUGCAGAGGCAAAUUACUUGAAUCAAUUAAAAAAACUGACAAGUGUUAUUGAAGAUGUAAAGACAGAAACUAAUUUUAGAGAUCAACUAUGUAAUAUUAUUUUGAGAGGGCUGAUUGAUGAGCACAGAUGCAUAAUGCAAGAUAUUGAGAUCAAGAUCAAAUUGCUUAUGAAGAUUAAUACCACUAUAUUUAGAGGGGUGAUUUGCGAUGCUAUCACUUGUAUGAAUCCGAUGAUAUCAAAAUAUUCUAAAGAAAAGUUGUCUCUUGAAGCAUUGCUUUUGCAAAAGGAGAAUGCAUUAAGGUCGGAAAUUGAAGAGAACUGCAAGUUGAAGCAGGAUGUGGUCUCAUUAUCAUCAUCAAUGAAAGAAGAGGAAAACUUAAAUAAGUCUUUUGAAGCAACACUUUUAGAAAAGGAGAAUGCUUUGAGGUUGGAAAUUGAGAAAAACAGCAAGUUGAAGCAGGUCAUAGCAUCAAUUUCAUCAUCACUGGAAGAAAAGGAAAAGUUGGCCUCAGAGUCUGGAUCAACAUUAAUGCAACAAAAGCAGCAGCUCGACAUUGUUCACCGGGAACUUAACAUGCUCAGAGAUCAUAAAAGCAUGCAAGAAGAACAAUUGUCAAGUUGUAAAUUGGAAUUAAUUUCUUUGACGAGUAAAUUAAACAAGACCCUACAGAAAAAUCAUUAUUAUGAACUUGAGUUGGAUAAGCUCAAUGAGAAACUUAAACUUGUGUCAGAUGCAUUAAAAGAAGAAGAAACACAGAAGACCAUGCUUCUUGGUGUUCUUGAGGGAAAGGAAGGAGAACAAGUAAAACAGUUGAGAUCUAUCAGCGAGUCCAUGAUGGAAUUAUCUAAAGGCUUUGCAGAUUUAGAAAGACAUUUGAUAGAGAGUUCUAAAAGAAAUGAAUCUAGGUUGAAGGUACUGAGUCAUCAAUUGAAUCCACUGGUGCAGCUGGCUAGCCAACAGAAGAAGAAUUGUUUCUUGUACAAAAAAAAAAUUGAAACUAGUUGGUCUAACCUCCAGAAGGCUGAAGCCGAGGUCGAUCUUCUGGGAGAUGAUGUUGAGGCACUUCUAGGGCUUCUUGGAAAGAUAUACUUAGCACUUGAUCAUUACUCUCCAGUAUUGCAGCACUAUCCAGGAGUAAUGGAGAUUCUAAAACUGGUUCAGAGAGAAUUAAAUGGAGAAAUCAAAGCAUGGAGGGACUUGGGAGAGUGGAUCAGAUAUAAAGUUUUAUGGUUUCAACAGGACACUUGAUGUUAGAAGUGUAUCAUGGUUUAGCUUGAUGCAGUCAUGGCCAUGACAGAGGAUACAAACCAUCCCUGAUCAAGCCAAGGGGCUCCUUUCUCGUGCAUCUAGGUUUCAACAAGACAUUUUUGCUGUUGCAGCUGUAGCAUGGUUUGUUUAGCUUGAUGCAGUCAUCAGCAUGACAGAGAGCGAAAAGUGCAUCCUGGUUGCUUGUCGUAACCGAUAUCGAGUUGCAAAAUCUUGAGGUGUUUUGGUCAUACUAUUUGUUCAAUGCUGUCAAAGAAAAAGAAUGCAACUGAUCAAGUUGGUUUGGGUGCCCCAAUGCAAGCUCGGCCAGGUCACAUAUACAUGUUAGCAUGCAUUUUAGUUUUCCUUUCCUUUUCUUGCUUUGAUCAUUACAUGUUCGACUCAACACCUUGUGUAUAUAUCUCCCCUUCAUUUAUAUAUGAUGACUCUUUCUAA
Molecule: messenger RNA, 3558 nt
Organism: Musa acuminata AAA Group (dessert banana)
Lineage: Eukaryota; Viridiplantae; Streptophyta; Magnoliopsida; Zingiberales; Musaceae
Product: WPP domain-associated protein-like
Exons: 7
Coding region: 385-3105 (906 amino acids)
Source: RefSeq, a predicted model, not a curated record